UGACAGCUGUCACAGCUGCAGAUGAUAUAUUUUGGCGCGAAUAUUUUCUCUUGUGGUAGCUUGUGCCCUACUUUGUGGUUUUUAUACAUGUAAUUUGCUUACUUGUUGGUUUUUAUUACGGAUUCGGAUUUAUUUCGAAAAUGUUACUUAUUUUGAUCGAGAUAACUUCAGUGACUUUGGAAAAGUAGUUUAUUUAUCUUUGGUUCCAAUUAAUCGGUACGUAGUCAAUAAUGCUGUCUCGUCGUGGUUCUUCUGACAUGGAGUCACUGGAUAUUGCAGAGAAGACUUUAAAUAGUUUAAACUCGAGUGAUGAUGAAGGUGGUCCUAUACAAAGAGCGAAGAAACGAAUACAGAAUUUAUCUGAUAGUGAUACAGAGAAAGAAAACUUAGAAGUAAAUAUCCAAGAUGGUAUCCAACCCAGUGAGAGUGAUAGUGAAUCAGAGAUUGUUCCUAUUAAAAGCGGCAAAAUCAAAUCUAGGAUUCACAUGGAUAUUUCUUCUGAUUCUGACACAUCAAACAAACAUAGAAGUGUAAAGAAUGAGGGACAACAAAUAAGGAUGAAAAAUAAGAGGAAUAAGUUGAAGGAUAAGUUCAAGAGCCUGAUGAAUUCUAGAGAGAAACAUACACUACAAGAAAAUAGUAGUAAUGAAUCGGAGGGCAGUCACAAUGCAGUGUCAGAUGCUUCUGAUGAGGAGAUGUCAUCUAUUUCCAAAAUAAAACAGAAAAUGAAAAAGAGUAUGGCAACUAUGUCUUCAAUAUGUGAUCCAGACACAUCAGAUGAAGAGAGCACAACGAAUGCAAAACCAAAACAGAAGCCCAGGAAACAGAAAUCUACAAAACUAAUUGAACCCAAGCCAGUUAGAAUGUCAGCUAAACAAGCAAUGGAGAAUAUGCAGUUAAUUAAAAGUGAGUCAAAUCGCAUGCUGCGAGAGAAGGCAGUAUCAUUGCCAUACCACAGACCUAAAGCCCUGUCCCUCAAAGAUAUUAUGUCCAGAAGGAAGCCUGCGGUAGCAUCUGAUGGAAAAGCUCUACCUAUUAAAAUGAAUGAAGAGCAGUUGAAACAUUAUGCAUCAUUAUUAGAACAGAGACAGAAGGAAAUGAUGGAAUUAUGCAAAAGUGAAUCUGAUGAAGACACUCCUGACACUGAAGAAAAAUGUGAAAAUACUGAUCAGGAAACAGAGAAAUCAUUUGAUAUUGCUAAAACAGUAGACGAAAUACCCACUAAGAAUUGUGAUUCAAAUGGUUUAGUAGAAAAUCUAGACAAUGAUAUGCCUGCUGUCAUGAAUGAUAAUGUAGACACUGAGAAAAUAGUAGAGGAAAUUGUAACAAACAUAAUUUCUUCUGAAGGCGAUUUAUUACAUAGUACAGCAGGUGAUAGCAUAAAGAAUGACAAUGAUAAUGAAAAUACAAAGGGGCCAAAUGAUGAACAAAAUAAUUCUGUCAAAGAUGAUUCCAAUACAGAUUUCAAAUUGGUUUACAAUGAUUCCGUAGAAGAAGAACAAAUAAAACUAGAUGAGAAGGAUAGUACAGACAUUACUAAUAAAGAGGUUACUGAUAAAGUCAAAGUACCUGAAAAUAAUGUUGAAAACGAUAAUGAUUCUGAGCUACAAACUGAAGGGAAUACUGAGGAAGAGAGUCAAUUGAUAUCCUUACAUUAUACUGAAAACAAUACAGAACAAAUAGAAGAAAAUAUGGAAAAACCUGAAGCUAUUACUAUUGUUACUAAAACUAAAGAUAAUGAUGUUCAUGAACAAAGCAAUGAAGUGGUAAAUGAAGAUUUCUUCUCAGAUGAUGAUGUUAAUAUGGAAGAUAUUGAUAAACUCAUUGAAAAUGCUGAAAUUUUAAGAGAUGAUGAUAAUAUUAGUUCUCCAAUGCUUGUAAAAGAUCCGCCCAAUUUAAAUGCUAAACCUAAAUUGACUGGUGCUCCUGGCAUGGUUAUUGACUUGGACUGUGGUUCUGUUAUGUCCAAGAAGACUGGUGUUGAACUGUUAAAAGAGAGAUUUACAUACUUUGCGAAGUUAAAAACUCCCGAGGAACUUGAAAGAGAGAAGGAAAAGAGGAUAAAACCAGGUGCUCAACAUUUGAAAUUGAAACAAGAGCUUGAAGAACAAAUAGCAGAACAAAGAUCCCUUGAAUGGGCCAAACGUUUAGAAGAGGAGAAACAACAGCAUAUGGAAAUGGACACCAUCUUAGAUGAUGCUGAUGCUGAAGACAGUAUUGAGAAAAUUGAAGAAAAAUUAGAAGAGACUGAGGCAGAGAAAGAGGGAGAAAGUUCAGAAAGUGAAGAAGAGGAAAAAUUGGAAGAAAAUGACAUUGAAAUAAAAGAUAAACCUAGAAAACAUAACCCAAUGGUUGAUGAGGAAGCAGAGGAAUCAGAUUGUGAUGAAGAAGGUGAAGGCAUAGCAAAGGAUGAUGAAAACAAUGAUGAAGUUGAUGAUGAUGGUGGACAAGAGGAUGAUAGAGAUGAUGAUUCCAGUGAAGAAGAGUCCUCGGAGUCUGAAGAAGAAGAAGAAACAAGUAAACCUAGGAAAGGAAGGAUAUUAAAGGCAUUUGAGGAUUCUGAUGAUGAAGACUCGAUAGUUACGGAGAAGGAAACAAAAGAAUUAGUUACUGACACUGAAAAAGUUAUGGAAACCAAAAUAAAUGAUGAUCAAGCAUUUGUGGUAACAAAUAAUGCUGAUGGAGUUGCAGAAACAAACAAUGCUGAUUUGGCUGAAACUCCAAAUGAAGGUGGAAGUUCAUCACAAGAUGACGUCAUUCAACUAGCGCAGAGACACCAAUCCGUAUCAGAUGACCUUUUUGCAAGUCAAGAGAGCACACUCAUUGAUCAGGCGAAAGACGGGAAUAGUGUCGGUGAUGAAGUCCUAGGCACUCAGACAUUUUCGAUCUUAGAGACUACAACAUCUGGAUUACAAUCUCCAAGUAAAUUAAAUAUGGAUGUCGAACUACAAUCUCCUAGCAAAUUAAAUAUUUUGUGUAUGUCUCAGCCUUAUCAUGAUCCAAGUAUAGAUGGUAUUGUGGAGGGUUCACAGCUCCCAAUAUCCGAAACAUCACAGUCACAACCACUUGGCGAAGAUGUAUUAGCUCUAUGUACUGGCAAGUUCUAUGACAAUGAAUUUGUAUCACCAACUGAGGAAAAUCAAUAUGUGGACGACUUCACACAACAAUUAUCCCUAGAUAAAAUUGGUGAUACUCAACUUGAUAAAACCGCGAAUGGAGUACUAAAUAAAGAUGACAAUGAAUUAGGAAUUGAUAAAGAAAGUGCAAUUAUAGAAGACCAAAAUAGGAUUAAGGAGAAUUCUCCUAAGCCAGACGAACCCGAUGGAAACCUUCUCAAGUCCAUACUAGAUGAGUUACAUGACCCAGAAUUCGAUAAACCGAAAGAAAACAAAUUCUUCACUGGUGGUACACAAAAGAAAGAUAGUGCCAAAGUUCUAGAAAACACUCAAAUGAAAAAGAAGUUUGUAAUAGAUUCUGAUGAUGAGGCAGCUGAAGUUAAUGUAGACUCUGAACAAGCAAAGAAAAAGAAAUUGAAGAAGAAACGACCAGAAAAGAGGGCACUGCAAAUCUCAGAUGAUGAAGAUGAAGAGGAGGAGAACCAAAUGGAAGAUGAUGAUAUGUCAGACUUAGAAGAAGAUAACGAGAGAUUAGUGGAAUAUGACUCUGAGGAAAAUGAGAUUGAAGUAAAAAUAGAUAAACCAAAGAAGAAACGUAAAGUGACGGACUUCUUUGAGCAAGAGGCUGAGUUGACGAGUGAAGAUGAAUGGGUGGGGUCUGGUGAUGAGGAUGAGAAGGGUCUGGACAGGAUGGAGAGAGAAGAAGGAGACGACGAGGUAUUCCACCAGGGAAAACUACGAAAAGAACUGGGACAGAUACAUAUGCGUGAUGUGCUGGACCAAGACAAGAGAGAAGUGAGAUUGAUACAAGAGUUGUUGUUCGAAGACGGGGACCUCGGCGAUGGUCAUCGCCAGAGGAAAUUCAGAUGGAGGAAUGCAGGUGACGAUGAUGAUGCUGGUACGGUACCGGACGAAUUUGCCGAUACGCAAGAGGAAGAGUUUGAGUCGGAGGAACAAUGGAGGAAACAGAGGCAUGAACGUGAAGUUUAUUUGAGGCAAAUGCAACAACAAGAGGAAGAAAGCUCCCUAAACGUCAGUGUGAACAGAACGACGAUAAUUAAAGCCAAUCUCUUGUCCAAGUCCAUGUCCACUCUGCUUCAAGAAGUCAAUCAGACGAAAACUGAAGCUACCGAGGUCACCGUCGUUCAAGAAAAGAAGACUGCUAAAGAUAUACCUAGUCCUAAGAAAUCUUAUUCUAUCUUCCAGCAAAGUUACCAUGGAUCAUUACUAACGCGUGGUCAAGGAGCUCUCGCGCGACUAGCAGCGCUCGCAACGCCUUUAGCUACAGAUGAUGACUCUCCAAAAAUAGGAUCGCUAGCAACACAUAGGCGAAACUUUGUCUUUACUUCUAUAACCCCCGGCGAAGAUGAUGUACCAAAGGUGACGAUAAAAAGGAAAGCUGACGCGCCACAAGGCACGCCGAAGUUGAUGAAGAAACUGAAAAUAGAAGAGAAAACCGAUAAACUGUUUCCGUACGCAGAAGAAAAUGUUAAAGAUUUUCUAACCAACCAAUGGGAGUCCGAAGAUGUGAAGGAGGCAGUGACGGCGCUCAGGAAACUGGCGCUGGAAGACAAGGAGAAUAGCGUGGACGGAGUAAUCACCAUUCCAGGAGAGGAUGCCUCUAAGGAAGAUCAGAUUGAGGGGCUAGUGAAGAGUGUGAAGUGGCAGAUGUCUUCCGACCGUAAAGCCGGCCCUCUGAAGCAGUUGCAGGGUCUUAUCUGGAAGCAGGGGUAUGACAAGGGAGACAUCAAGGGACAUGUGUACGAUGAUGUGUCUCCCGCGAUGGACUUGUGGCGCUCUGUGGAAGGCCAAAAGAUCUACAUCUACUCGUCUGGAUCAGUCCAGGCGCAGAAACUUCUCUUCGGCCAGUCCCAGGCUGGAGACAUGUUAAAGUACAUUGACGGACAUUUCGACACCGCUGUCGGUGCAAAACAAGAGACUUCGAGCUACACUGCCAUUGCUGAGAAAAUCGGUUGCAAGCCAGAAGAAGUUCUGUUUUUAACCGACAUUGUGAAAGAGGCGGAGGCCGCGCGUGCGUGUGGCAUGCACUGCGCGCUGGUGAGCCGCGAGGGGAACGCGGCGCUCCCAGACGAGGCCGUGGCGGCCUUCCCGGUGCUGUACAGCCUGGCCACCCUCGCCAACCCCAACAAGCGCAAGCCCGACGCCCAGGAUGACCAACCUGCGAAAGUUCUGAAAACCGAUGUGGAUGCCGAUGUAAAAACACCUUCGGAAAAAACAGAAGUUGCUGCCGAAGUUAAAGAGUCUACUGAAGCGGCGGCGUCUGAAGAAGUAAAACCAUCCGCAGAACCUGAAGUACUCACUGAGGAGAAAGCACCUGAAAGCGACACGUCAGCUAAACUAGAACCUGUGCCUGUCAAUGGUAAUUCUGAUGCUACUGUUGCAGAGCCAGAGGCACCAAAACCAGCUGGCGAACCAGAAAAAAUGGACGUUGAAAUGGAAGUUGAUGAACCUGCUCUCGGUACGCAGGACAAAGCGUGUCAAGCUACUGAAAAAGUUGAAACCACCGUUGAAGAAAUUACGGAUGCAAAUGAAAUAGAAGCCACCCCUGCUUGUGACGUUGAACCCAUCAUUGAGGAGAGUAGUGAAAAGACUGAAAACACAGAGACUGACAAAAUGGAGACAGAAUCUGUUCCUGAGCCAAAAGAAAACGAUGCUGAACGACUUAAAAAUGGACAUAAGGAUACUCCUGUUGCAGAAGAAACUCCACCAACCUCUGUUAUUACAGAAAUCAAGGAUGUCACUAACGACAAAGAGGAGCUGAACGAGGUUACUGAAAUGAUUGAAGACAUCGAACCCGUUGUCGAGGAACCUCCAGCUACCCAGGAUAUGGAAGAUCUGCAGAAUGUUGGGGAAGUACUCGAGAAAGAAUGUGACGAAAUAUUAUCGAAGGUUCAGGAUGUCACUAAUUUGGAUAACAUACCUAUUAAACCUUUACUAAACACUAUUGCUGAAGAAACGAUGGAGACUGAAAAUACUGAUUCAAAUGAUAUAGUUGAGAGAAUAUUGGACACUGAAAUGGAAAUGGAAUCAAAGAAAACUGCAGAGAAAACCACUAAUACUUCAGAAGAGUCUGUAGAGAGCAAGGUUGAACCUGAAGCUCCAGCUGAUAAAAAUGAUAAACAAGAAACAAAAACAGAAGAUAAGGGCACUACAACUGAAAUGUCUGAUGAUAAGCCAAAAGAAGAAGUAGCUGAAAUUAAAACAACAGAAGAAAAUGUAGAUAGUAGUAGUCCUAAGACUACAGAAACGGAAGAAGCCACUAUGGUGGUAGAAGAAAACGAAACGAAACCAGUAGAUAAAGUUGAAAAUAAGACGGAAGAAGAUAGUACCACGCCUAAAUCCGAAACAGAAGAAAGCAAAACUGUAGUAGCGGAAGUUGAGGCUGAAACAGUAGUAGCUGAAACAAAGGUAGACACAGAAGAAAAGAAAGUAGUUGACGAUAAACUAGAGGCAGAAAAAGUAGAGCCACCCACAGAACAAACUAAGGCAGAAACAGAUACCCCAGCAGAGCUUAAGGAGAGCGAGAAAGUUAAUGAAGAAGCCAAGCCUGAUAGUGAACCAAAAGAACAAACCGAAGCGCAAGUAAACGGCAAAGCUACCAAUGGAGAUGCUGAAGUCGCAAAUCAGAAUGGAGAUGCCAGCAAAGAGGCUGAAUUAAGUGCUCGGCUGUCAAUGGAAAAUGGAAAAGAGGUGAAUGGUGCAAACGGUGACUCUGUGAAGGAGGAGGAACCGAAAACUGAAAAGAGUGCCGAAGUAGAAGUAUCUGAUAUCAAAGUAAAGAACGUCGCCGUCGACGAGACGCGCAGUGACCCAAUAGAGCAGCCCACGGAAGCAUAAGAUUGUACGAGUCGGACGAGUGGAACUGCAGGGCGUCGUAGCGUUGUUGGUUCACAUCAGAAGAUUGACAAGACUGAGGUUGCUUCCACGCUAAAUGACAUCACUUCCUAGUUUAUAUGUGUAUUGAAAUUUCACUGUGUACCGCGCGGUGGCGGCCAGUGUGCAGCUCGGGCCAGGAUAUAUACGUCACUAGCACUAACUAGUAGGUGGAGUACGCCCACGACUUGUCAGGAACUUACUCAACAAAUUACCUUAAAUUGUACUUAGGUAACUUAGUAUCAAUAGUUUAUAUGAUGCCCCAAGGUUCAUUACUUAAUUACGCUACAAUAUCGAACUUGACAAGUCUAAUGUGUAUAUUUUUAUUGCUGUACCAUUACCAUUGCAUCUUAUUGUAUCAGAUCUGCAAGUCUGAUAGUAAUAUCGGCUUUUUGUAUUAGUGAGGGCACUGCGACUUCCUGCUUCGUUAAGAUGCAGUGCGUACUGGUGAUGUGUCUACACGUAAGUUUAAUUUUGCUAUAAGUAAAGUUAUGAAUGUAAGUCACAUAGAUGUAAGAUCGAAACUUUUAUUAUUAGACAUUCCUGUAAGCGUACAAUAUAUGUGGUAGUAUUUUACUGAACUUCUUGCAUAAUUUCUUGGUUUUGGUACGUAAGGGCCAAAUGGUGCUUUAUACGAGUUGCCAGACCAUGCACUAUAUGCUAUUCCAUUUUUUCUGUAUUAUCGUAUUCGAUUGGGUAGGGAUCUAGUAAGAUAUAAUAACUAUAGAAUUUUCUACUUUUAUCGAUGUUGUGCUGUAUUACCUAGCGCACAUGAUCGUUUGAUACAGGUAAAGCUCGCCGGUUUUUAGAUGUAAACAUUUUAGUAAGCUGCGGCGCGCCUUUAGUCGUAGGAACAUUUUUGUAUAUGUGUCGAGGAUGUAACUAAGUUGAGUCUUGUCACAUCCCGCGGAGCCAGGCGCGCUCGCCACCGGCCCAGCUGCGCACACUGUCCGUCACCGCUUAUCAUAUUUGAUCUAAGUAAGUUCUAUUCAUAAGUAUUAACUGUAUUGUGAUUCUUAAUUAUCGUAUAUGUAUUACUCAAUUUCUUAAACCUACUGCCAAACCUGUCCAGACCGUGGUCGUUGGUGCCCGAACCACUGGUGUUAUUGUGAUAUUGAACAUGACGACGAGACUGGAUUGUUCGACGGGCUGUGUAAAGUAUUUAUUGUGUCGGGAGGCGGGUGCGGGAAGCAUGUGUAUAGUUGGUGGUAAUUAUUAUUUAUUUAGGCAUUGUAAAACUUGCUGUAUAUAAAGUUCUAUAAUCUACGGAUGAACAAAUUCUUCACAAUACGUAUUAAAAUGUUGGUCUGCAAUUAAUGUUAAGAUUAGGCGCUUAUUUUUGCUAUGUACCUUUAAAAGGGUUAGACGAGAGUUGCGUGCAUGCAUUUUUUUAUCUUGUGUUGUGGUGUUUAUAUGGUGCAGAUACCUCAAGGUUGUGUUUUUCUUUGCUUUACUGAAUCUAAUUACUGCUCUAUCAUUGUACUAUCCCAUCAUUUUGAAGAAGCUUUAAUUGCAUGUUUAAGGAAAAUGCCAAACGAAAUUGACUGAGAAUUUUACAGAACUAGUCUUAUUUGGAAUCUCGGUAUAGUUUUGGCUAAUUUUACAAAUUGACUGAAUUUUAACCAUCGGUAGGUACUAUUCUUUAUUUAUAAGUUAUAUUUUGUUCCUGUGUUAGUUAUGUAAGGCCGAAACUGAUGUUAGUACAGUAUUGUUGCGGCUUGGGGACCAACGGCGAACGAUCGGACAGGCAUCUUCGUUUAGACUGAUUUUUUACUAUUCAAACUUCUGUGUUCACUCAGUAUCUGCACAAUGAAGCUACACGUAACUAGUGUUUCACUCUGUAAGAUAAUGGAUGAGCAUACGAUAACUUAACAAAUAAGAAAAACUGACAUUUAUUGAGUUCGUACAUUUUAUUGUAAAAAUAAAAAAGAAAUCUCAACUGCGAUUGAAAUGUAUUAAUUUUAAUUGUCACAACUAAUGACGAUAAAAUAUAAUGGAUGUAGAAUUUUU
This is a messenger RNA of Spodoptera litura, 9020 nucleotides long. RefSeq names its product enolase-phosphatase E1 (gene Enoph). Lineage: Eukaryota; Metazoa; Arthropoda; Insecta; Lepidoptera; Noctuidae. The record is from RefSeq and is a predicted model, not a curated record. Gene Ontology annotation, molecular function: magnesium ion binding; acireductone synthase activity.